Molecule: messenger RNA, 1281 nt
Organism: Saccharomyces mikatae IFO 1815
Lineage: Eukaryota; Fungi; Ascomycota; Saccharomycetes; Saccharomycetales; Saccharomycetaceae
Gene: CRR1
Product: putative glycosylase
Exons: 1
Coding region: 1-1281 (426 amino acids)
Biological process (GO): carbohydrate metabolic process; fungal-type cell wall organization
Cellular component (GO): fungal-type cell wall
Molecular function (GO): hydrolase activity, hydrolyzing O-glycosyl compounds; glycosyltransferase activity
Source: RefSeq, a predicted model, not a curated record
AUGAAGAAUUUGAUGUCACAACUGGUGGCGCUUAGUAGCUACAUCGGCCUCACUGUCGGAGAGCUGUAUAAGCCCAAAAACUCCAUUCUCUGCUCCACAAAUAAGCCUUGCCCCCCUGAAUGGCCAUGCUGUUCGCCGUAUAAUGAAUGUGGGGCUGGUCCAAUAUGUGUUGGUGGCUGCAAUGUGAGAUCUUCCUUCGAUGAAGAAAGCUGUGCACCUCUACCUGCUUUAGUGGCCAACUUAAAACUUGAAUUUUCUAGCACACCAAAGGCUCCCAAAUUUGUUGCAAACUAUCAACCCAGGCCACCAAUCAAAGAGGAAAAUGGGCCAAAUAAGGCAAAUACCAAGGUGGGUGUGGUGGAAGGGGAGCUGAAUUCCAAGAGGAUCAUACAUUACGCAAAGUUCUUGGUCACUACGGAUAAUAACGAAGCAGAGAAAAUGCUGGAAGAUUUUGAUUUCACACAUAGCGGCUAUACAUCGAUUGAAGCAAGUAGCGGAAAUAUUGUCUUGGCCAUGCCAAAAAAAACUACCGGAAGUUUGAUUUCAUCGACUAGGUCGUUCCUAUACGGUAAAGCAAGCGUGCGAAUGAAAACAGCAAGGUCUAGGGGUGUAGUGACUGCGUUUGACUUGAUAUCCGCAAUUGGGGAUGAAAUAGACUUUGAAUGGCUGGGUAGUGACCUGAUGAUGACUCAGUUGAAUUACUAUUCUCAAGGGCAUUUAGAUUAUACAAGAAUGCAAAAAUAUCCCGUAGGUGCUGAUACUUGGGCAACUUACCACACUUAUGAGAUUGAUUGGGAUCCGGAUAGAAUAAAAUGGUAUGUUGACGGUAAAAUAGCACGCACUGUUCUAAAGAAGGAUACGUGGGACCCCAUUAAUAAAGAAUAUAGGUACCCACAAACACCAAUGAGGCUAGAAGUCGCCGUUUGGCCAGGCGGUUCGGAAGCUAACGGACCUGGAACGAUAAACUGGGCCGGUGGCCUCAUAGACUGGGAAAAUUCGCCUGAUAUCAUCAAAAAGGGCGAAUUUACGGCCUACGUUGAACAAAUCACUGUAACGCCGUACCAGAAUAGAUUCACCGAACAAGUACAGUUGUGUCUAAAGGGAAAGAAAAAGGCACCAACUAUUUCCCAAAAGGAUUUAUCAAAAGUAGUUGUUUCAUACAAAAGGCAAGACAGAAAAAUUCAUUAUGACGAGGAGUCUCUUCAAUGGGAUUGUUUUGUCACCCCAAAGAUUAAUGAUUGGCUGAGUUCUGGGAAACAGUCAAAAGUGUUACAGCAAUAA